AUGAGGAGUCUUAUAGUCCGACCAGACCUCGGCGCCACUCUUGCGGCUAAUACAUGUUUUUUUUCAUGGCGCGAAACCCUAACCCUGCUGCGGGAUGAAGAGGACCGCGAGUGCUCAGUGGCUUAUCAGCACGGUCGAAAAUCCAUCAGAGAAGCAUAUGAAGAACAGUUUGCCCCACAGGAUGCAAGAGAGGUUACAGUUCACCGGGUUGUCAAUAUUGUUGAGAAGAGGAACCCUAUGACACGACCGGGGGCAGAAUUUGACAGAGGAUAUGAUGACCAGCGGUACAGGGGCCCUCGUGACUACAAUAGUGGAAGAGGAUAUCACACCAAAGACACUUAUCGAUCUGAUGACAGUCAGUACUACGAUGAAAACUCCAGCUAUGAUAACUACCGAAGACACUCUCCACCACAUCGAGAUGACUCGUACCCUCAGACGAGUUACGGUCGAGAUGACUUGAGGCAUCAGCUAAGCUCAAGGAACAGGAGUAGAGGUCCUCCUCAUAGGAGAGGUCAAGGCUACGGUCCUCCUCCAAGGCUCAGCGCUUAUUACAAGUCCAGCGCAUCGAAGAGCUUCACCUCCAGCAGUUCUGUAGAGGACUCCCCCCACCCAGCCUCUUCUAAGGAAAAAUCAUCAGCAUCUGCAGCAGAGACAGAGGCCGUAGCAGCUGCCAACUCGGAGCCAAAGAUAAUUCAAGAGGAGGACAUAAAGGCACGUCGGUCAGAGGCCAUUAAGGCUAAAGUUGCUGAAAUAGAGAAGCAAUACAGGCAGGACUGUGAGACAUUCCGUACAGUGGUGAAGAUGCUGAUAGACAAGGAGCCCUCUUUGGAUGGUAUGCUGCAAGCUCCGCUGGACAAGAACCUGUUGGAGAUCCGACAGCACUGCCUAGAUGCAAUUAAGAGCUUUGUGAUGGAGCUGGAUGAGAUAUUGGGGCAGCCUGAAGCAACAGCCUGAUAUUGUGAUGGCAGACUGCUAAAGUGAUGUGAUGUCACUUGGACUUGAGCUGAAAAUCUGUGGACUAAAAAAUUAAAUCUUUUAUUGUAUUUCACAUGUUCUGUUCAAUGUAUUUCCAUAGCAGGAGGGAUGGGAUGGAAUUUUUAAAUGAUUAAUUAAUGUUGUUACAAUAAGGUACACACAGUAUUAAAUAAAAACAAAUCAACAUAGAAAAAAAAAUAGUUUUAAGCAAAUUAUAUGUAUAGCUUUGAACUUUUACUUGCUUUUAUAAUUGUGUUGCCAGAACUACUAAAGGUUAUAGCAGAACAUUUCAAUGGGAUAAUAUAAAGAAUUUGGUUAUUUUCUUGGUCAUUUGCAAACGUAAGUAACUCCAACCAAUAAUUAGGAUAUAGUUAAAUCGCUGUUUAUGCCGAGACCAUGUUUUAGUGUUUAAAAACAUGUCUUAUCCUGGAUUAAAGUUGAACUCUUUUUUUUCUUUUUUACAGUUUCAUAUUUUAGCUUUUGAAAUAAACGUCCAUUUUUUUCUUUACAGCAAUAGAUUGAAUAUAUCUGUCACAACAAGGAAGUUAUUACAUAGAUAUU
Molecule: messenger RNA, 1536 nt
Organism: Cyprinodon variegatus (sheepshead minnow)
Lineage: Eukaryota; Metazoa; Chordata; Actinopteri; Cyprinodontiformes; Cyprinodontidae
Product: periphilin-1-like
Exons: 10
Coding region: 1-954 (317 amino acids)
Biological process (GO): protein localization to heterochromatin; negative regulation of DNA-templated transcription; negative regulation of gene expression, epigenetic
Cellular component (GO): nucleoplasm
Source: RefSeq, a predicted model, not a curated record